Messenger RNA from Microtus oregoni (creeping vole), 2198 nucleotides. RefSeq names its product CDKN2A interacting protein (gene Cdkn2aip). NCBI's taxonomy places the organism in Eukaryota, Metazoa, Chordata, Mammalia, Rodentia, Cricetidae. The transcript has 3 exons. Gene Ontology annotation, cellular component: nucleolus; nucleoplasm. The coding region runs from base 170 to 1903 and encodes 577 amino acids. The record is from RefSeq and is a predicted model, not a curated record.
GGAAGUGGGCGGUUCGUCGGCGCCGUGCUCUGUUGUUUGGGGUUCGGGCUGCCGGGAGGGGCGUUCUCGGGAGGUUCGCCGGUGCAGGCCGCGCUGACAGGGCCGCGCCCCGCCGCUCGGCCGCCCUUGGCUCGGUGCGCUUGCGCUCUCCUCGUCCCGCAGGCCCAACAUGGCGCAGGACGUGGCCGAGUACCUGAGCCAGAACCCGCGAGUAGCCGCCUGGGCGGAGACGCUGCGCUGCGAGGGCGAGACGGACAAACACUGGCGCCACCGCCGGGAGUUCCUGCUCCGCAAUGCCGGAGACCUGGUCCCCUCGACGCCCGGGGAAGCCGCGGCCGACGCGGAGAGCGGAAGCCGCCGUCGGCAGCUCCAGCAGCUCGUCUCCUUCUCUAUGGCCUGGGCAAACCAUGUCUUCCUGGGGUGCCGGUACCCUCAAAAAGUUAUGGAUAAAAUUCUUAGUAUGGCUGAAGGCAUCAAAGUGACAGAUGCUCCAAUCCAUACCACACGAGAUGAACUGGUUGCCAAGGUGAAGAAAAGAGGGAUAUCGAGUAGCAAUGAAGGGAUAGAAGAGCCAUCCAAAAAACGAGUCAUAGAAGGAAAAAACAAUUCUUCCGUUGAGCGAGAUCAUGGAAAGAAAUCUGCUAAAACAGAUCGUUCGUCAGCUCAUCAGGAAAACAGUUCGGCAUCCACAGAGUCGUCCACCAAGUCAGAGAGUAGUGGGGCGUCAGCUAGGAGCAGCUCUGGUGUCUCUAAUCAGAAUAGCUCCACAAGUGAAGGAGAUAGAUCUGUAUGCAGCCAAAGCAGCAGCAAUUCCUCUCAGGUAACAACAGCAGGGGCUGGAAAAGCUUCUGACCCAGAAGCUGCAGAUAAACAUGGCUCAGCAUCAUUUGUUUCUUCGUUGUUGAAAUCCAGUAUGAAUAGUCAUGUGGGCCAGUCCACUGAUUCCAGACAGCAGAGCGGAUCACCUAAAAAGAGUGCUGUGGAAGGUUCUUCCGUCUCGGCUUCUCAGAGCAGCUCUGAGAUCGAGGUGCCCUUGUUGGGUUCCUCUGGAAGUUCAGAAGUAGAGUUGCCAUUACUGUCUAAUAAGUCUAGUUCAGAGACAGCCUCAAGUGGGUUAACAUCCAAAACUAAUUCAGAGGCAAGUGUUUCACCUACAGUUUCUAAAAACAGUUCCUCGUCAGGCACCUCUCUACUAAAUCCCAAGAGCAGUUCAACCAGUUCUUCACUGCUGACUUCCAAAAGCACUUCUCAGGUAGCUGCAUCACUGUUAGCUUCCAAGAGCAGCUCCCAGAGCAGUGGCUCUAUGGCUUCCAAAAGCACUUCCUUAGCAAGCGUGUCUCAGCUAGCUUCUAAGAGUAGCUCUCAGAGUAGCGCUUCACAGGUGCCUUCCAAAAGUGCCUCACAGUCCAGUGAGAGCUCAGUCAAAUUCUCUUGUCGGAAGUUAACCAAUGAAGAUGUAAAGCAGAAGCAGCCUUUCUUCAAUAGACUGUAUAAAACAGUGGCGUGGAAGUUGGUAGCUGUUGGUGGCUUUAGCCCCAGCGUGAAUCAUGGAGAGCUGCUAAAUGCAGCUAUUGAAGCUCUGAAAGCAACACUGGAUGUGUUUUUUGUCCCGUUGAAAGAACUGGCAGAUCUGCCUCAAAAUAAGAGCUCUCAAGAAAGUAUUGUUUGUGAGUUGAGGUGUAAGUCGGUGUAUUUGGGCACUGGCUGUGGAAAAAGCAAAGAAAAUGCAAAGGCAGUUGCAUCGAGAGAAGCACUGAAGUUAUUUCUCAAGAAGAAAGUGGUGGUAAAGAUAUGUAAAAGGAAGUACAGAGGCAGUGAGGUAGAAGAUCUAGUACUCCUUGAUGAAGAGUCGAGACCUGUAAACUUGCCGCCCGCAUUGAAACAUCCUCAAGAAUUACUGUAAUGUCUCCAAGUCACCACUGCAUCCAGUAGCUGGUGUUUGAAGAGAACUGGCUUUUAUAUGAUAUAAAACACUGGCUUUCACAGAUUUUGUAUUGCUUUUUUCCAGUUUUGCAGAAAAUUUAAAUUGUAGUUCUCUUCAGUAAAGUAGAAGUUGUAAAUAAUUUAUGAAUGGCAGUACAUAUUAAAGGGUGUACACUGACAGCAUACCAAUGUGCUGUUGUAUUUGCUGAAGAAAAUACCGUCUUCUAUUUUUAAUGAUAUAUUAGGUACGAUGUGUAGUUCUGUAGAACCUUAAA